Messenger RNA from Mytilinidion resinicola, 789 nucleotides. RefSeq lists its product as uncharacterized. The record is from RefSeq and is a predicted model, not a curated record. The transcript is spliced from 2 exons. NCBI's taxonomy places the organism in Eukaryota, Fungi, Ascomycota, Dothideomycetes, Mytilinidiales, Mytilinidiaceae. The coding region runs from base 1 to 789 and encodes 262 amino acids.
AUGGAACCGACAGACACGCUUUUAUCUCUCGAUAUGAGCCCACACGAUUGCUACUACCGAUUCCGAAGAGACUUCAACUACAUCAGUACCGUUAUAUACGUUCACGUCCGAGACCUCGGUAUCAUCCCACAAGAUUGCCAGACUUAUGGACCUGACGUGAUCAAAGAACUGGGAAAGGCUGUAGAAGUCUGGAAUCAACAAUGGACAACAUUAACAGUGUUUAGAAGGGAUGGCAAGAUUCAAUGGUUGCAAGACGACUGGAAGCCUCACUCUCUUCCACCCCAUGUGGUUCUGAAGGAUGUUCCUUGCGUGAAUGUUCUUGAUCUAAAUGUCGAACGAUUGCUGAAGAAUCGUAUCUUCAAGAAUUGUCCUUUUGAAUUUGAGCUUGAAUAUAUGGUCAGGGAAUUGAGGGCCUAUAACAUGCUUAGGGAAAGAGGGUGCACUCUGAUUCCCACCAUAUCUGCAUAUGUUUUCGAAAGAAGUGAUAAUCAGAUCAUCGGUUUCAUUUGUGAGGAGUUCAAAGGAGACUUUGCUGGGCCCGACAAUUACGCAGAAUGUAAGCGUAGCCUUCUUCAACUUCACUCGUACGGCCUCAUUCAUGGAGAUUUAAACAAGUUCAAUAUCAUCAUCACUGCGAAUGGCCCUCGAUUUUUCGAUCUUGAGAAAUCAAUAUUCGAUUCCGAUAUUGGCCUCUCAGAACAUGAGUUUUCACGCCUGCAAGAAGAAGAACUGAAUGGACUAGAAAAGGCUUUGCGUGAUGAAGAGGGUUGGGGAAAGCCCUGGCUCUGA